Messenger RNA from Bombina bombina (fire-bellied toad), 3353 nucleotides. Its product is annotated as galactoside alpha-(1,2)-fucosyltransferase 2-like. The coding region runs from base 162 to 1211 and encodes 349 amino acids. Lineage: Eukaryota; Metazoa; Chordata; Amphibia; Anura; Bombinatoridae. Gene Ontology annotation, cellular component: membrane. The record is from RefSeq and is a predicted model, not a curated record. Gene Ontology annotation, biological process: carbohydrate metabolic process. The transcript is spliced from 2 exons. Gene Ontology annotation, molecular function: galactoside 2-alpha-L-fucosyltransferase activity.
CUGUACUUCCUCCCUGAGUUCAGAUUGUAAGUAAAGAGAAAUCCUUUGUGUUGAAGACGAGAUGUCAUGCCAAAAUAAUAAAAUGUCUGUUGUCACUGUCAUACACGGAGCAAGGUGAAGUUAAAUCUUAACAAGUUAAUGUCUCUGGAACUAUCUAGGAAAUGUCUAGUCGUUGCGCUUGGAUCUUCUUCAGCACCAUUUCAUUCCUUUUUUUGAUAAAUAUAUCUUACUUUUAUUAUGGGUAUAAAAAAAAUGGAUACUCCUCAAUGUUCAGCAAUGUCAACGAAAUGAAAGAGCUAGAAAAUAAAAUAAUGAAGGAAAAUGACAAGAAAGAAAUUACUGUUCAGAAACCCACUGGCAUGUGGACUGUCAAUCAAGCUGGACGUCUUGGCAACUUAAUGGGAGAAUAUGCAACACUCUAUGCACUAGCAAAGCUAAAUGGGCGACAGGCAUAUGUUUUACCUGGAAUGCACAAUGAGUUAUCCAAAAUAUUUAAAUUGAAGCUACCUGUGAUUAAUCAGGAGGUAGCUAAUAGAAUUAAUUGGAGGCAUUAUUGGCUUCAUGACUGGAUGUCUUCAGAAUAUAACAAUAUUGAAGGAGAAUUUGUGAAAUUUACAGGUUAUCCCUGUUCAUUUACUUUCUAUCAUCAUAUAAAGGAAGAGAUUUUGGAUCAGUUUACUUUUCAUGACUUCAUUAGAGAAGAGACCAAUGCUUAUCUUUCCAAUGUAAGGGGAGACAGGAAAAAUGUUACUUUUGUAGGGGUGCACGUACGUAGAGGGGAUUAUGUCCAUGUUAUGCCUAACACAUGGAAAGGUGUUAUAGCUGACAAAGCAUAUUUGCAGAAAGCCAUGGACUACUUCAGACAAAAGUAUGAAAACCCUUUGUUUGUGGUCACUAGUAAUGGAAUGGAUUGGUGUAAGGAAAAUAUUAACAAUUCAAAGGGAGAUGUCCACUUUGCUGGUGAUGGGAAAGAGGGUUCACCUGGCAGAGACUUUGCCCUUCUUGCACAUUGUAACCACACUAUCAUGACCAUAGGAACAUUUGGUGUUUGGGCGGGAUACUUGGUGGGAGGUGAAACUAUCUACCUCACAAAUUACACUUUACCAGAGUCUAAUUUCUUAAAGGUCUUUAAGUAUGAAGCAGCUUUUCUUCCAGAAUGGAUUGGAAUACCAGCAGACCUCUCUCCUCUUCUUAAUAAGAAAAAUCCAUAAAUAUUAUUUAGUGGGCCCCCAGGGUUUCAUUAACAUUUGUACAGCUUACUUUGUACUACUCAUUGCAAUGAAAUUAUUGUAUACUUCAAAUGCAUUAAAUAUAUAUAUAUAUAUAUAUAUAUAUAUAUAUAUAUUUAUAGUAUUAUAGUAUAGUAUUUAUAGUAUAUAUACUGUGUAUAUAUAUAUUUAUAGUAUAUAUAUACUCUGUAUAUAUAUAUGUGUGACAAAUGUGAGCAAUUAAAACAUUAAAAUAUGCACUACAAAAAAAAAUGUAAAGCAAAGAGAUGUAUUUAAGUAGAGAUGUUCAUCUAGGAUAUUGACAAAUGCAAAUUCAUCAUAAUUUUUAUGAAUCAUCAAGUUGUUAUACAAAAAUCUUACAUUAUUGGAUGAAACAAACAAAAAACAAAUGAUUGAUUGAUAAAGUCGAUUUGUUUAUUCGUUUGGGCCCUUUGGUGCCAAAAAAAGUGCAGGAAUGGGGGAAGGAGUUAUAUUGUUUGGUUAUUAAGAUUCUUUAUUUGUAAUGAUGGCUCUUACCACUCAUUUUUCCAUCGUCCCCUGUCUAAUCCUGACAUAGAAUUACUAUUGACUGAUGCUAGGGACAGCCGUCAUGCACUAAAUACUGGGUUUUAGUCAUAAAGGAUUUGCAUAUUCUUUUAACAAUGAAAAAUAGGUUAUUUUAAAUGUCAGAAUCCUAAAAUGUUAAUAUCAAUUGUCUAUUAGGUAGAUUAUGAGUUUUGCGUUACGGCUUUUAACGCUGAAAAAGUAAAUUUCUGCAUAAUGGCAGUAACGCACUAUUACGAGUCAUGUCAGUAUAGCUAUACCACAAGCAUUUUAGCCUCUAACGCAACAUCCAUUCCGCACUUAAAUUAAAUGACGUUUUGGUGUGGGAUUUUCAUAGCGCUGGUAUUACAGGUUGUGCGGUGAGGCUAAAAUACUUGCGUUACAGCCUAUACCGACACGAUCCAUACUGCUAUCUGAGAGCAGUAGUUAUGGAUUAUGUGUAACAAAAAUGUUUCACAAAACUCGUAACUAAAUGUUACAAAGUACACUAACACCCAUAAACUAUCUAUUAACCCCUAAAAUGCCACCCUCCUACAUCGCAAACACUAUAUUAAACUUAUUAACCCCUAAUCAGCCACCCACAUCACAACUAUUAAAUAAAUGUAUUAACCCCUAAUCUGCCGCCCCCGACAUCGCCAGCACUAUAAUAAAGCUAUUAACCCCCUAAUCCACUGCUCCUCGACAUCGCCAAACACUAUAAUAAAGUUAUUAACCUACCAAUUAAAAAAUUUAAAUUACAAAUUUAAAAAAAACUAAAACUAGGAGAAUAAAUAAAAAAUCUAUAAAAAUAACAAAAAACAAUAAACACUAAAUUACAAAAAAUAAAAAACACUAAGGGCCUUUUGUAGAACAUUGCCCUAAGUUAAACAGCUCUUUAACUUGUAAAAAAAUACAAAAUCACCCAACAGUAAAACCCACCACAUAACCAACCCCCCAAAAAUAAAAAAAACCUAACUCUAAAAAAAAAACCUAAGCUACCCAUUGCCCCUAAAGGGGCAUUUGUAUGGGCAUUGCCCUUAAAAUGGCAUUCAGCUCUUUUUCAUUGCCCUUAAAAGGACAUUUAGCUCUUUUUCAUCCUGGUGGCAUGGAGCGGAGCGGCGAAGACAUCCAUUGCAGAGCGGCCUCUUCAUAUGGUCCCCGACCGUACACUGAAGCUUCAAUGAAAGGUAGUCGUUUCAAAAUGGCGUACCUUGCAUUCCUAUUGGCUGAUUUGAUUCUUCAAAUUCAAAAUCAGCCAAUAGGAUAAGAGCUUCUGAAAUCCUAUUGGCUGUUCAAAACAGCCAAUAGGAUAAGAGCUACUGAAAAAGGGAUAUUAAGUGAAAUAAUAUAUAUACAUAUAAUUGGUAAGUUUAACUUUCUUAAAAUAAAAUACGCCACUUCUAUUAUAAAUAUUGUGCACAAGAGUCUAUGACUGAUAUUCUAGAGUUUGAUAUUCUAUGGGGUUGGGGCUGUAAUUUCACUAUAAUUCUUUUGAGGUAACACUGUGAAGCUUGACUAUAGGUUUCUACUUCUGUAAACAGAAGUGGUACUCUGCCCACAUUAAAAUAGCCUUUGUAAAAAUAAAGCAAGUACCUAACAGGA